AUGGCCGAUAUGGCUCUCGAUGAUAUUAUUAAAAAGAAAAAAUCACCACGAGCUCCUGUUAAGUCUAAUCGUGGCGUACACAAUGGCCCGGCUAGAGGUCGUCAACGACAGAACAUCCCCGUGAGCACUCGACCGAAACGUCCUGAGGUGGUGACAGACGCCAGGAUGAAGAUUAUCCAGAAGAACCGCGCGAAGCUGACAGACGCGAGAGAUAAAUUGGCAGAAAUUGCCAAGCAAUCGGACGCGAGAUUGAAAUUAGAGAAAUUGCGCUCCGGUUUUAAGAAACCCGGCAAUUCUUUUGGGACUAUUUCAAGAAAGUCGGGGAGAAAUGGCAAGUUGCAGCUGAGUACUAAUAAAAUUCCGCCGCUGUUGGGGAACUUGGCUCCGUACCCGUUGCCUGGAGCUGGACCUGGUCCUGGACAUGGGCCCAGGCAUGUCAUGCCGAUGAAUCAUCUUGGGGGACAACCUAUGCCAGUCGGUGGUGGUAGGACUGUCAAUUAUCAUCCGCCUGUGGAUUAUCAAGAGGAACCGGUGUAUCAGGAUGACUAUUCUAUGGAUCUUCAGAAUAAUCCAUCAUACGUGAACAACUGGUCGAACAAAAACAGCGUCAACACUUCAAGACUGGCCCCGUCGCGGCCAGUCAAUAGGUCUGUGCGCAAAACCGCGGAGUUGGACCGCCCUAGACAGCUAAAAGUAGUAGCCCGUGCGCCGCAAUCUCUUCUGAAGCUAGAACCCGCUUACCACGACGAUGACUGGAGCUUCGAGAGCAAGUCCCGGACAAUAAUCGACGACGAGGACCUGGAUGAUGAGGACAAGUACUACAGGAGCUCCAGGCAGCCGGGAGUAAAAUCCAGGCUGGACAGCAUGAAGUCCAGGCAAGAGAUGAACUCUCGCAGCAAAAGCUCUCCUACUACUGGCUACAGGAUCGUGGUCAGCAACCUCCAGGCCAAUGUCACCCAGGAGGACAUCAAGGAGCUGUUCGAGGACGUUGGGGAGCUCCUCGUCUCGAGGUUAGUUCGACCUGGCACCGCGGAGGUCAUCUACAAGACCCUGAAGGAUGCUACCAAGGCGGUGGAGACUUACCACAACCGCCAGCUCGAUGGUCAUCCUAUG
This is a messenger RNA of Cotesia congregata, 1113 nucleotides long. The record is from the annotation of a GenBank genome assembly. NCBI's taxonomy places the organism in Eukaryota, Metazoa, Arthropoda, Insecta, Hymenoptera, Braconidae.